AUGGUACCAAUGGGCCUGCAAGAAUGGACACGCCAUAGCGAUUAUCCUGCCGACUGGGAGGGGGCUGACCUUGGCUUACAUGAGCGGGCGCUCCACAAGCCUUCAGUUGCACGGGAUGUGCCUACCGACCGUGCACUGAGACAGGCCAUGGGGCAGCGCAACAUCUGCGGCCUGAGGGCAACGGGUAGCCUCCUGGGAGCUUUCGCUUUUGCUAGCCUCUCUGUGGCGCCAUGCCUUUACAGCACCGAGCGAACCGCCUGGAAGUUAGCUCUCCGAUCUCGCGCGGAUGCGGCCAGCAUGGGGCGGCUGGAGGCCAAAGGAAUCAGUAGCUUCCAGGGGACCAAGUGUGCGACAUUGUCUUCGUCAUCGCCCCUGCACUGCCGCGAUCUCUGUGGAACCCCCCUCCACAUCGAGUCACGAGUCCGUCAUGCCCACCUAGUGCAGAUGGGUCCAGCCUCUAAAUACAUGGUGGAAGGUGUGCUCCGGCCCCCUGGCCAAGACCAGGAGAAGCUGGGGGGCUCGCUGGCUGCCCUGCCCCAGACCCAGGGGAGCCAGUCGGCCCUGGACCGUCCCUUUGGGAGUGGGACCGAGUCCAACUGGAGCUUGUCACAGUCCUUUGAGUGGACCUUCCCAACACGACCCUCAGGAGCUGCGGCUGCAUCUGCAGCUGCGGCUGUGGAUGCUGUGGAGGCUGGCCACUGGGGUGGGUCCAGCAGGGAGGAGGGAUUGUGCCUGCAAGGUCCAGGGGCUCUAGCAGCUCCAGAGGGGCCAGGGGCACCAGCAGCUCCAGAGGGGCCAGGGGCGCCAGCAGCUCCAGAGGGGCCAGGGGUGCCAGCAGCUCCAGAGGAGCCAGGGGCACAAGCAGCUCCAGAGGGGCCAGGGGCACAAGCAGCUCCAGAGGGGCCAGGGGCACAAGCAGCUCCAGAGGGGCCAGGAAGGCCUGGUUCUUGGGUGCAGGUAGAUGAUCUGGGCACCUCUUCAACUCAAAAGGGCAAUGAGGAGAGCCAUCCCCAGUCCCCAAGUUGUCCCCUUGAGCCCCUGUCAAUAGCAGGGGACCCACCUGGACCAGCGUUGCUGCAGGCAGAGGAGAGGUACGAGGAACCCGAGCUCCUGGCUGGACAGGAAUCCCCACUCCCUCUGGCCACCAGGGAGGCUGCCCUACCCAUCCUGGAGCCAAUCCUGGGGCAGCAGCAUCCGGCACCCCCUGACCAGCCCUGUGUCCUCUUUGUCGACACCCCUGACCCUGGGCAGGCGCUGCCUGCCAAGGAGGGGGCCAUGACCCUGGCCCGGGCUGAGACCACCCAACCCAGGACAGAGGUUCAAGACCCCUGUAGGGCGUCCCCUGAGCCUGCAGGCCCUGAGAGCAGCUCCCGCUGGCUGGAUGACCUCCUGGCUUCACCACCACCCAGUGCAGGAGGUGCAAGGCGGGGAGCCGGAUCCGAGCGGAAGGAUGCACAGACCCCAGGUGCCUGCUCUGAGGGACUCCUUGGAUGGGCCCAGAAGGAUCUGCAGAGUGAAUUUGGGAUUGCAGCAGACCCACAUCCCAGCCAGUUUAGUCCUUCCGGCUGGUCCCAAGACACUUCUCAGGACUAUAGCCUUGGGAGUACAAGCCCUAGAGGGGACCUGGGCCUCAGAGAGAGGGACUGGACCAGCCAGUGUGGGCAGGGAGUGGGGGAGGGGAGCUCUAGGGAGUGGGCCAGCAGAUGUGGCAUCGGCCAGGAGGAGAUGCAGGUCAGCCACCCAGAUGGGAGUGGAGCAUGCCCAGGAGGGCUCAUGGGCCAGGACUGGGAGAUUGGAAAGCCAGCCCAGCCAGGCACUCCGCAGGGCCAGGAGGUGGACGUCCAGGCCUGGGAGUUCAGAAAGAGGGAUUCCCAGGGCUCCUACUGCAGCCGGGAUGUGGCACUCCAGGACCAGGAAUUCAGGAAGAGAGAUUCUCUGGGUACUUGCAGCAGCCGAGACAUGGGCCUUCAGGACUGGGAAUUUGGGAAGAGGGAUUGUCUGGGUGCUUACACCCGGGAUGAAGACGAGCAGAGCCAGAAACCGGGGAAGAAGGACCAGCUUGGCGGGUACAGCAGCCAGGACGCAGACCAGCAGGACCAGGAGUUUGGGAAGAGCGAUUCUUCCCUGAGCGUCUACAGUGGCCACCAUGCAGAGCAGCUGGAUCAGGAUUUCGGAAAGAGCGCUUGGAUGGGGAGCUACGGUGGCAGGGGCAGCCCCGAGGCCCUUGGCUCCCAGGACAGAAGCUGCGGAACGAGAGUCCUGAGUGCUGGCUUCAGCCCCGAGGAAGCCCAACAGCAGGACGAGGAGUUUGAGAAGAAGCUUCUGAGAGGCAGAGACAGCCCGGGUGAGGCCAGCAGAGAUGCAGGCUGGCCUGAAAAGACCGAGACUGGGGGCUUGUUCGGCCCCAGCAGCCCCCAGUCGCAGGAUGGGGCCCUGGGACAGAGAGACCGGAGCAGCUGGCAAGGCGGUGGUGCCAGCCAGGAGGUUGGAGGGCUGCGGGGAAGGCAGCAGGCAGGGGACCUGAGCCCCGGCGAUGCUCACCAGGAAGACAGGGGAGCGGGGCAGCGAGGCUGGGCCAGCGACUUCAGCCUCGGUGUUGUCCCCCAGCCAGAGGUGGCCUUCAGCCCGAGGCCGCCAGACUGGAGCAGCGACUUCUCUAUGGAGGCUGCCGAGAGGAGCCUUCAGUUUGGCAUCAUUGGCAACGACAGAGCGAGCGGUGCUGGCCUGAGCCCUUCCUGCGAGAUGGGAGGCGGCCCCUUUGUUCCUCCUACGGAGACCUUGGCUGGGACCAUGGACUGGAGUGACCAGCUGGGCCUUAGGAACUUGGACGUGUCCAGCUGUGUGGGUUCUGGGGGCUCGAGUGAAGGCAGGCAGGAUGCCGUGGGACAGAUGGGCUGGGCAGACAACCUGGGCUUGAAAGAUGUGGAGCCGGCUGGCCGUCUGGAGACAGGAGGGUCUGAGGAGCCCAGGGGAACUGGACUUGGGGAGAAGGACUGGACUUUAGAGGUCGGGGUGAGGGGCAGAGAUCUGGCUGCUGCAGGGGAGGUAGGAGGCCACGGCCACGCUAGAGAGAGUGGCGUGGGGCAGACCGACUGGUCAGGUGUGGAGGCGGGAGAGUUCCUGAAAUCCAGGGACCGUGGGGUGGGUCAGGCCGACUGGACACCUGACUUGGGGCUGAGAGACAGGGAACUCGGGGCGGGCCAGGGGCACUGGGGCGACAGUCUGGGCCUGAGGAAUUUGGAGGUGCCCCGUGACUUCGAGUCUGAGGGUUCUCAGGGGCCGCGUGGAUGUGGAGUGGGGCAGAUGGACUGGACUCAGGACGCGGAGCUCCAGGAUGCCGAGAGCCCGGGUGCACCUAGCGAAGCCAGAGAGCAUGGGGUGGGGGAGGUCAGCCAGUCCCCGGAACCAGGCCUGAGGAACACUGGCGUCUCGUCCCCUGGCCUGGAUGCCAGAGAGCCCUCAGGGGCCAGGGAGCUGGGAGUUGGUGAGACAAGUGGGCCAGAGACCCAGCGCCAAGACCACACCUUGCCUGCCGUGGAGACCUGCCCUGAAGACCACGAAAUGGAUGUAGGGGAAUCCCCCGGCUUUCGAGCCAGCCUUGGUGGAUGCCCAGCCCGCUCCUCGCCCUCCGGCUCCCAGGCCCUCCUGGAGGCAAUGCUGGCUGCCAGCAGCUCCAAGGCAGCGGCCCGUCGGGAGUCGGCAGGCUCGGGCCCCAGGGACCUGUUGGAGGAGGAAGGGGCCACAGCAGGUGCUGACCAGGGAGAGUCUUUGGAGCCUGGCAGGGACCCUCUGCCCUGGAGGCCUCAGCCUGAUGGUGAAGCCAGCCGGACAGAAGAGGUGGAUGGCACCUGGGCCCCUGCCGGAGGGCAGAGCGAGCAGGGCUCGAGGCGGCUCCCCCAGGGCCCGCCCGCCAGCUCCCCCAGUCAGGAUUUCUCCUUCAUCGAGGACACUGAGAUCCUCGACAGUGCCAUGUAUCGGAGCCGUGCCAACCUGGGGCGCAAGCGUGGGCACCGGGCCCCGGCCAUCCGGCCCGGGGGGACCCUGGGUCUGUCGGAGGCGGCAGAAUCGGACUCGAGGCUCUUCCAGGACUCCACAGAGCCGCGGGCUUCGAGGGUGCCAUCUUCAGAUGAGGAGGUGGUGGAGGAGCCACAGAACCGCCGGACGCGGAUGACCAAGGGGCUGAAGGUCAACCUCUUCCCUGGCCUGAGCCCGUCAGCCCUGAAGGCCAAGCUGCGCUCCCGGAACCGCUCAGCUGAUGAGGGGGCGACAGAGAGCAAGUCGAGCCAGAAGGAGUCCGUGAUCCAUCGCUCCAAGUCCUGCAAGGUCCCGGGGCUGGGCAAGCCCCUCGUGUUACCUCCCAAGCCAGAGAAAUCCUCAGGGUCAGAAGGAUCAUCGCCUAACUGGCUGCAAGCCCUGAAGUUGAAGAAGAAGAAGGUCUGAGAAGUCACUGAGGUCCUUCCCAUCUGGCAGUCUCAGGCAGUGCCCAUCCCUGUGGGGUCCCCAGCGAGGAGACGGCUGAGCCCCACCAUGCCCCAGGCUGCAGCCUCUGCCCCCUCCACCUCUGAGGGGCGUCUGGGGAGGCACAGUUAUGCACUUUGUAUCAUCUUCCCAACUUCCCCCACACCUCCCCUCCCAGCCCGUCCCUAGUGGUCGAAGGUCUUGGUCCCUCCCGCCCUCCCUCGCCCUCUUCCCGCCUCCCUCUUUGCUUCCUCCCCAGCCUCCUUGGGUUUUCUUUUGAUACCAGUUUAUAGCAUUUUUUAUAAGAGCCUUUGAUUUUUGUAACGGGCCGAGCCCAGCCGCACCCCAGGUCUCCCUCCACCCUGCCAGGUGCCCCACAGAGACCGAAAACAUUUUGCCACUUGAAACAAUAAAGUUUUUUGGGAAUUGGUGC
Messenger RNA from Sus scrofa (pig), 4891 nucleotides. NCBI's taxonomy places the organism in Eukaryota, Metazoa, Chordata, Mammalia, Artiodactyla, Suidae. The record is from RefSeq and is a predicted model, not a curated record.